Messenger RNA from Rosa rugosa (rugosa rose), 1638 nucleotides. RefSeq lists its product as uncharacterized. The record is from RefSeq and is a predicted model, not a curated record. The transcript has a single exon. Bases 1 to 1638 code for a protein of 545 amino acids. NCBI's taxonomy places the organism in Eukaryota, Viridiplantae, Streptophyta, Magnoliopsida, Rosales, Rosaceae.
AUGGACAAAUCAUGGAUAGAUUUAGCAGAUAGGCAUUCUCUAGCAUAUUAUGAUGCAAUAGAUCAAUUUUUGACUUUUGCAUACAUCAAUAGGGAUCUGGGUUCAAGGAUUUAUUGUCCUUGUAGAAAGUGCGAAAAUCGUUAUCUCUAUGUAAGAUUAGUUGUGCGGCAGCAUCUUCGUGAUUAUGGUUUCUUUAAGAAGUAUAGGAAAUGGGAUAAACAUGGUGAGCCUAAUCAUUAUGUUCAUCCAGUGGAUGGAAAUCAAAAUGGUAUUGGGUUAGAUUCUUAUAUGGAGGAUGAUAUGGUCAGACUUGUCCAAGAAGCUUUAGGAGCUCCUAAUGUAGGAACACAUGAUCAGACUAGUGAAGAAAACUCAACUAAUCCUAAUGUAGGGGCAAACGAACCUACCAAUAAGUUCUUGAAACUUCUUGAGGAUGCAAACCUUCCAUUGUAUUCGGGUUCUAAGAGACACACAGCUUUGUCAUAUACAGUUCGUCUUUUGCAAGCGAAGGUGCUCCAUGGAUGGACAGAUAAAUCCUUCAAAACUUUACUUGAGAUAGCAAAAGAAUCUAUGCCUGAAGGUGUGCAACUUCCCAAGUCAUAUUAUGAAGCCCAGAAGUUAACAGAAGAUCUCGGAUUCACUUAUGAAACAGUAGAUGCAUGUCCUAACAGUUGUAUGUUGUUUAGAAAUGAAGACAUAAAUUUGGAUGAAUGCAGAAUAUGCAAGACAUCUCGAUGGAAAGAUAACAAUGGUAGUUCAAAUGAUGUUGCAGCACUUGGGAAACGAAAAGCAGCAAAACAAGCAAGAUAUUUUCCUUUAAAACCAAGGUUACAAAGGUUGUUUAUGUCUUCAAAAACAGCAAAGCUUAUGAGAUGGCAUGGAGAGGAAAGAACCGAUGAUGGUGUGUUUAGGCAUCCUGCAGACUCUUUUGCAUGGAAAGAUUUUGACCAAAAACACACAAAUUUUUCGGGAGACAUUCGCAAUGUAAGGCUUGGGUUAGCAUCUGAUGGAUUCAACCCAUUUAGGUCUAUGAAUAUAGUUCAUAGUACAUGGCCUAUCAUAUUGGUUCCCUACAAUUUACCACCUAUGAUGUGCAUGAAGCAGCCCUUUAUAUUUUUAUCUGUUCUUAUUGAUGGUCCUAAGGCACCCGGUGAUAAAAUUGAUGUCUACAUGCAGCCACUCAUUGAAGAAUUGAAGGAACUAUAUGAAGAUGGUGUAGAAACAUUUGAUGCAUUCAGCAAUGAAAUGUUUAAAAUGCAUGCUGCAUUGUUGUGGACGAUUAAUGACUUUCCUGCCUAUGCCAACUUGUCGGGGUGGAGUACAAAAGGUGAAUUUGCUUGCCCAUCAUGCAACUCUGAAAGUGGUUACCAGCGGUUGAAGUUUGGUAAAAAAGCUUCAUACAUGACUCAUUGGCGGUGGUUACCCUAUGAUCACAAGUAUCGAGCAGAUUCAAGGUCAUUUAAUGGCAAUACAGAAUAUAGAAGGAAGCCUAAAACUUUAUCUGGCGCAGAUCUUCUUGCACAAUUGGAAUCAAAUGGUGUUCUUACAGAGUACAAGCGGGAAGAUCUAGAGCGAAGGAAGGUGCUUGGGGUGCAAAAACCUGAUAAUGAUCCUUUGAUGAAAAAGAAGCAUAAUUAG